GUGAUUUAACCAUUUUUAGAUCGAGUUAUUUAAUCUCUCCUGAAGGUUGGGUUCAAGUGGAGAGGAUAAAACUUACAGCCAAGUGUGGGAAUCUUUUGGGCAAAUUCAUUUCAGAUAAUUUAAAAUGUGAUCAUGGGAGAUAGUGGAACUGAAGCAAAAGCUUUCUUCUGCUGAUGACAGCUCUUGAUAAUAAUAAUAAUCUUAUCCCUUAUAUAUGUUGUUCUCUUCAAGAAGCAUCGACUUGGAACAAAGAAUGUCCCGGGGUCAAUCUCAACCAAGAACAUCUACUGCAAGCAGAACUCUUGGAAGGUGCACUGAGAAAGAAAAAAAUGAUUCUAUUGUUUACAUUGAUGUUGACCCUGAUGAUCUAUCUGAUGUUGUUGUUAUUGAUGCUCCGGGGUCCUCUCAGCAAAGAAGACAACAUGGUUCCAAUGUAUCCAGAAAUGACAAAAACAUUCCGUCUGGGAGUAUUAUUAGCAUUGAUGAUGAUGAUGAUGGCAGUCCUGCAAAUGAUGGUGAAAGAGGUGGUGAUCUGGACAGUGAUACCGCCUCAAGCAGGGUAUCUCGAUGUGAACCCCACCAAUCACAGAGCUCUGAAGAGUCCGAUGGUGAAGACUGUCAGUUCAUUCAGGAAAGAAGUUUCCCUGUGAAAUUAUCGAAGUGUAAAAGGACUUACUCUGGGAAAACAAUCCCAAGAAGUAUUUUUACUUUUAAUCCUCUCUCUGAGGGUGGGUCAUCAGAAAGUGACGGUUCUGACUGUGAGCUUAUGGAGGGUUCUUAUGGAAAAAUUCGUGAUCAGUGGGAAAAAGCCUCUACAAGGAAAAAAACAUCGGAGUAUAUCUAUAACCCCCAAUCUGUUGUAGAGGAGCAGGGUAGUGGCUCUGGAUCCCAUUCUGAUAAUCAAAAGAAUGUUGAAGUAGAAAAUGAGUCUGAACAAGAGAAAGAAACCCCUGUUCAUUCUGAUUCAAGUAACUCCAACAACAGAAAAGAGAAUAUAUCUUCCUGUACAGCCUCUGAAUCAAUACUUGUGGAAGACUCUUCUCUCAACCCUGAGGAGAACAACCCCGUCGAGAAUUUGGAUCCAACAGCUCUUGGGCAAGAAAGCCGUUCAUGGAAUGAAACACAGGAAACACAUUUUUCUGAAAGAAAGUAUGAUCAUUCGUGGAGAAAACCUUUUUUCUCCUCUCAAGAACAAACUGAUGAACAGUUAAAUUGUGAAAGCACCUUCUUUAAUGACAAAGAGGAGAAUGCUGCUGCAGAAACUUUUUGGUUCAAAAAUCAACCAGGCUAUGAUUCACAGUCCAAUCAUGGAAAGGCUAAUUUCCAGGACAAAGAGGAUUCUUCCUGCAACACCCAUCAAUCAGUUCAAACGCAAGUGGGUCAGGAUAGAGAAGUAUAUUUGGGCAAAAAUGAAGGGAUUCAUCGAGAACAUUCUAGUUGCAACACACAGCCUCCAAAUGACACCAAAUUUGAAAGAGCUAGUUUUCAGGACAAGGAGAAACUAGUUUCUGGAGAUCCAUCUUUUUGUGAUACUCAACCAUGCUUCAGAAAACACCUCAAUCGUGGCCCUGAAGACAAAAAGGGACAAAUCACUGGGGAGUCUUUUUCCAAUGCUCAAUCAUGGGAUGACCCUGACAUCAAUCUUGGUACAUUCAGUUGUCAGGACAGAGCAAAAUCUGUUUCUGAUGAAUCGUUAUGCAACACUCAACAAGAUGGAACACAAGUUGAGAGUGGGAGAUGUUUUAGAGAUGGUGCUGAACAUGAUCCUGAAUAUAUUUCCAAAGGUCGACUGCAGGGCGAGAAGAAUCAACUGUUACAUACUCAAGAUGGGAAUUGUACGCCUGAUGAUCAGAAUGAUAUAAUUAGUGAAAGAGAAAAGAUCAAGGAGACUGAUGAGUACAAGCGUGCGGUAGAAGAAGAAUGGGCAUCCAGGCAACAGGAAUUACAAAUUCAGGCUGAAGAAGCAAAGAGGUUAAAGAAGAGAAAGAAGGCUGAAAGUAUGCGUCUGUUAGACAUGGAGAGAAGACAAAAACAACGUGUGGAAGAAAUGCGGGAAUCACAAAAGAAGGAUGAGGAAACUAUAAACUUGAAAGAGCAGCUUCGUGUUGAGAUAAGAAGGGAACUUGAUAGAUUGGAGCGUAUGCACAAUGAUAUGGCUUCUCUACUUCGUGCCUUGGGUAUCCAUGUAGGUGGUUCGAUGCCCUAUGAGGUAAAUGCGGCUUAUAGACGAGCCUUGCUAAAAUUCCAUCCUGAUAGAGCAUCAAGAACUGAUAUCCGGCAGCAGGUUGAAGCAGAGGAGAAAUUCAAGCUUAUAUCCCGCUUGAAGGAGAAAUUUCUGCCAACAUUCUGAGAUGGAAAUCUGUAACUAUUAUAGAUAGGAGGGAAACAAAUUUUUUUGGGGUACCUUGUAGAAGGAAUAGGUGGGGUAAUUUUCUUGGCCAAUUUUUUCUUUACGAGGGGAGUACCCUUUAAACAUUUCAGUAUUGACAAGUUGCCCCCUUUAUCAGAAUGAAAGAUAAAAUUAGCUUUUU
Molecule: messenger RNA, 2531 nt
Organism: Telopea speciosissima
Lineage: Eukaryota; Viridiplantae; Streptophyta; Magnoliopsida; Proteales; Proteaceae
Exons: 4
Coding region: 215-2350 (711 amino acids)
Source: RefSeq, a predicted model, not a curated record